UCGCUGGUUAGAGGCAUACGCUUGUCUGCCCGGCUACCCACCAAAGCCCUCCCGGUCGCCAUGGAUGCUCUCCAGAUGUAUAAAUCCCUGUCGCAGCUCAACGAGUGGCCCACGCAACGCCCAAUCUCGCGUCUGACGGCGAAAUUCGUGCUGGACUACGUCCUUACCAGCGGGAUUUCUGAUGAUGUUGAACUGGUCUCCCUCGCCUACAGAGCCAUCGAGUGCUGGGCAUCCGUGUUCCAGCAUUUCGAUCCAGAGGACCACGGGUGGAUCUCGAGUGAUGUCUUCCACGAAGCGCUGUCGGCCUCCGGUUACAACGUGAGCAAGUACUACGUGAGAUGCCUUCUUCGAGCGUCUGAACGCUUAGGCCAGGUGUCCUUCGACAACUUCGUCAAGGCGUGCGCUACAACCGCAAAGGUGCAUCCGUGACUACAUCGCAUUGCUUGACUUUUCGCAACGACAUUUUUGAACACAGGACCACUCUCA
This is a messenger RNA of Dermacentor silvarum, 486 nucleotides long. RefSeq names its product sorcin-like. Gene Ontology annotation, molecular function: calcium ion binding. NCBI's taxonomy places the organism in Eukaryota, Metazoa, Arthropoda, Arachnida, Ixodida, Ixodidae. Bases 61 to 429 code for a protein of 122 amino acids. The transcript is spliced from 2 exons. The record is from RefSeq and is a predicted model, not a curated record.